CUCAAAAGGACCCGGCUCUGGGGCCGGAGCAGUGGCCGCAUUCCCGAGCCCGACGGCGCCCGCUCGCUCCUCGUCUGCCCGGCCGGCCGGCCGGCCCCCGCCGCGAGGGCACAGCUGUUCUCAUUAGGGAAGAAUAAGCUUGAAUCCUGUUUUCUCGAUCUGAGCAUCUAGAUCUGAAAAAGGACACCAGCGGAGGUUAUCUGAGAUGUGUUCCAGCAGAUGCCUUAGGGCCCCGUGGGCCGCCCCAGAGGACUCAGUCCCGGUGGCCAGCGGCUCCCAAGCAGCUCACGUGCGCUCAGCCUCAGGCUCCCGCUGACGCACCUGGGAACCUCGCUCGCCAGCCCCCACCUGGCAUCCUUGCCGGCAGUGCCCCCCACCCCCCCGAGCCAUGGAGGCCCCCGAGGUCCCCGUGGGCUCGCUGAUUGACUUCGGGGCCGGGGCCAAGCCAUCCACCUCCUCGCCCCUGGAGAUGCUGUCCCCAAAGCUGCAGGACGGGGACAGCUCCCCGGGCGAGGGUGCGUCGGAGAGUGAGACCACGGAGUCGGCCGACAGCGAGAACGACGUGGGCGAGUCGCCCUCGCACCCUUCCUGGGGCCAGUGCCGCCGCUGCUCUUCCAGCGAGUCCUUCUCCUCCAACCAGAGCACCGACUCGGCCAAGGAUGCGGAGCUGCUGGAGCUCCGGGAGUUCAUGCGCGGCUACGUGGAGAAGAUCUUCUCCGGAGGGGAGGACUUGGACCAGGAGGAGAAAGCCAAGUUCGGAGAGUACUGCAGCAGUGAGAACGGAAAAGGCCGGGAAUGGUUUGCCCGGUACGUGAGCGCCCAGCGCUGCAACUCCAAGUGCGUCUCGGAGGCCACCUUCUACCGCCUGGUGCAGUCCUUCGCGGUGGUCCUAUUUGAGUGUCACCAGAUGGACGACUUCGGGCCUGCAAAGAACCUCAUGACCAUGUGCUUCACCUACUAUCACAUCGGUAAACCACACCUGCUCCCCUCCGAGUUCAAGGAGAAGCCGGCCGGGAGCAUCGACUCCUACUUGAAGUCGGCCAAUAGCUGGUUAGCGGAGAAGAAGGACAUCGCCGAGCGGCUUCUGAAGAACACGUCGGCCAAGACGGAGAACGUCAAGGGCUUCUUCGGGCUGGAGACCAAGCCCAAGGGGCCCCUGGCCAGGAGAAGCGAGGAGAAAGAAGGCAAGUCCCAGGAGAAGCCACGGAAGACGGUGACUGUGUGCAGCCCAGAGGAGGAGAGGAAGGGGGAGAAGAUCUACCUGUACACACACCUGAAGCAGCAGCCCAUCUGGCACACGCUGAGGUUCUGGAACGCGGCCUUUUUCGACGCUGUCCACUGUGAGAGGAGAAAGCGGUCUCCCACCACCAGAGGGGAUGCUGGAGAGGAGGAGAAGAAGAGAGAGAGGUGGUGCCACAUGACCCAGGAGGAGCGGGACGACAGCCUGCGGUUCAACGAGAACAUCACCUUCGGGCAGCUGGGCACGUUCACGCACAACAUGCUGGCGUUCGGGCUGAACAAGAAGCUGUGCAACGACUUUCUGAAGAAGCAGGCGGUGAUUGGCAACCUGGAUGAGGAGCAGUACAAGCUGCUGAGUGACCACAUCGAGCAGAUGGCCGCCGAGUAGGCCUCGGCAGGUGGCCCGAGGCUCCCCCAGGAGGACUGUGGGUGCCAGGAGAGUCCAGCAGCUGAAGGCCAGGGGCUGGAUUCAGAGGCAACUCCUGGUGACAGGGAAGGACCCCUCUGAAGGCAGCAAGGAUUCUGAAGAGCACGGGGACCCGAGCCUGGGUCCCGUUCUACCUCCCCACCAACCCACUGCGUGCCUUUUGCCAAAUUGUUUUCUGAACCUCAGUUUCUUCAUCCAUAUAAUGGGAGGGAAAACAUCACCCAUCUGAGGCGGUUCCUGCGAGAAAUGCAAACGUGCUUCUCGCUCUAAUCUCUUUCCUCCUUGUACCGAUGAGGAAAUAAAUCAACCUGGGAGCUGUACCUGUAGGAAGGGUCCUGCCCAUUAAAGGAAAAAGAAAAACGACCAAACUUCUCUCUAAAUUUUAUAGGAAUCCAUUUAAAACAUACUCUUCAAAAUUCAUGA
Messenger RNA from Lagenorhynchus albirostris (white-beaked dolphin), 2089 nucleotides. Its product is annotated as KIAA0513 ortholog. The record is from RefSeq and is a predicted model, not a curated record. Bases 389 to 1627 code for a protein of 412 amino acids. The transcript has 15 exons. Lineage: Eukaryota; Metazoa; Chordata; Mammalia; Artiodactyla; Delphinidae.